UGGAAAUCCCCUUGACUUGGGCUUUUUCCUUUUUUAUAAAAACUAUCCUUUGCGGACGUGUGUACUCUUGCUUCGCAAGCUGCGAGCGCUCCAAAAUAGACCUGAUACUGAAGGAAAGAGAAGGUUGAAUGGCGCCGAGGACCGCUGCGGUGAGGCUGAGUGAAGUGGCUGAGAGAGGACUAGCCUGAGCAUCCGGGAGGGCUUUGUUAUUACCCCGACAUAUUACACAGUUUCCACGUUGUUCAGUCAGCGUCGGUUGGUGCCUCCUCCUCCUCCUUUCCUUCUCCUCGUUCCUCCUCUCCCCUCCUUCCAUCCACCUGGCCACACAUCCGCCAUGUCGCAGGGUCAGAACUUCCUCCCAAAAUUCCUGUUUGUCUCCAACCUGCUGAAAGCGGUGAAGAUCCGCCAGCGAGUGCCCAACGACGUGGUGAAGCCGGCUGCCAGCGGCGGCCUGCUGCACCACCUGCGGGGUAUGCACCGUUACACGCUGGAGAUGAUCGCCAUGAACCACUUUCCGCAGGCCUUCAGGGAGGUGGUGCAGGCUGCCAUCCUGGACCGAGCAAUGCAGGCCUCAUUGGAGCAGGAGAAGAAGCUCAACUGGUGUCGGGAGGUGAAGAAGAUGGUGCCCUUACGUACAAAUGGAGAUGGGAACUGUUUGCUCCACGCAGCCUCUCAGUACAUGCUGGGUGUUCAAGACACAGAUCUAGUGCUUCGAAAAGCCCUCCAUGGUGUUUUGAAAGAGACGGACACUGGCGUCUUUAGAGCUCGCUUCCAGGCAGAACUGGUCCAGUCCCAGGAGUUCACCCAGACUGGACUCCGGUACACCACCAUGAAUUGGGAGGAGGAGUGGGAAAAGAUUGUGAAGAUGGCGUCUCCUGUCUCCAGUAGCAACGGCCUCCAGUUUGACUCUCUGGAGGACAUUCACAUCUUCGUCCUCUCUAACAUUCUCCGCAGACCCAUCAUCGUCAUCGCAGACCAGGUGGUCAGGAGUAUGAAAUCUGGCUCCUCCAUCUCUCCUCUGAAUGUGGGUGGGAUUUAUCUGCCGCUACACUGGCCUCCCACGGAGUGCUACAAAUACCCAAUAGUGCUCGGCUAUGACUCCCAGCACUUUGCACCCCUCAUCACCAUCAAAGACAGUGGUCCAGAGAUCCGAGCAGUACCGCUAAUCAACCCAGGACGGGGGGGCUUUGAGGAGCUGAAGGUUCACUUCCUGAUGGAGAAAGAACAGCAGCAGAAAGAGAGGCUUCUCAAAGACUACAUGCUAUUGAUAGACAUCCCCGUCAUAGGCUUGGGCUACGAUGCCACACGGAUCAUCAAUGCUGCACGGCUGGAUGAGGGGAACCUCCCUGAAGACAUGAACCUGAUGGAGGACUACCUGCAGCUUGUCAACCAUGAGUACCAGCGGUGGCAGGAGGACAAGGAGCAGGCAUGGGCCGCCCAGCCGCAACGCCCACCGCCCUUCUCCGUCUCCCAGCUCUCCCUCAUUGAGAUCCGUUGUGCCACACCACGAUGCACCUUCUAUGUCUCUGUUGACACACAGCCUCAUUGCCAUGAGUGCUUUGAGAAGCGACAAGCCACUACUGGUGGAGGAGCGAGGAUAGAAGGGGUGGUGCAGACCAAGGGAGGAGGGGUACAGGGUGGGGUAGGAGUGGUAGGGGGAUCAGAGACUGAGGUGAGCUCCAGAGGAGCCAGAAGUAGCAGCCCCCCAUCCUCUUCGUCUGGGAGAGGGGUGUCCAGCCCCCGCUCAGCCCCACCUACCGCUCCCAGCCUCAGCCUGUACAGUGAAACUCAUGCCAUGAAGUGCAAGACACCUGGCUGCCUCUUUACCCUUAGCGUGGAACAUGAUGGACUUUGUGAGCGCUGCUUCAACUCCAGGCAGAACCAUGGACCCCCUGGUGCUGGAACAGCUGCUACAGGACUGCCAGGCCCCAAUGGGGGGUCUACAGUUCCCCACCCGGCCCAGGGCUCCGGCUGGACCCAGUGGGGGGGUUGUGAGGCAGAGACAGAGCGCUGCAGCAUGUGCAGACAGGAGGCGUUCAGGAUAUUCAAUGGCCUGUGCCCACCCUGCAUGCAGAGACAGCAGGCUCCAGAGAGGGGAGAGCCGCAGCAGAACAACCCCAGGACUGAGGCUUCUUCAUCAGCUUGGAGCCAGCCCAGGGAGGCUGAGCGGCCAUGCCUCACCCUAACCCCAGGGCACACUUCAGCCUGGCAAGCCCCUCUGGCCCGCCCUUGUAAACGAUCUGGCUGCCAGUUCUUUGGGACGCCAGAGAAGUUGGGUUUCUGCACUAUUUGCUACGUAGACUAUCAGACCAACCACCACCUGACCCCUCCCCCUGCCCCGGUCCAGAGCCGGCAUGGUUUGGAGGCAGGCUUCCAGAACGCCUCACGGUGUCGUGGGCCUGGGUGUGGUGCGGUCGGCAAGGCAAUGCUGGAGGGCUACUGCGACAAGUGCUACGUCAAAGAGCAAAGCACACGGCUCAACCAAGUGGCACAUCGCACACCACACUCCCCUCCUCUGGUCAUGCGUGACCGAGCAGCCAAACCCAGAUCUUCACAGCAAUCCCAGACCCAGACUCAGUGCCGGCGAAGUGGCUGCAGUAAUGUGUCCCCGGGUUGCACAGACCUCUGCCCAGAGUGUCAUACACGUGGCCAGGGUAGAGAGGCGGGCAGACGGGCGCAGGCGCCCAAAGAAAAGUCCAAGCAGCGGUGCCGGACGCAGGGCUGCGACCACUACGCCAACCAAGAGAAACAGGGCUACUGCAAUGAGUGCGACCACUUCAAACAGAUUUACCGCGGCUGACCACAUACAUACCCACGCAUGCAACGAUGAUGACGAUGACGACACAUCGCUAGCACGCUAGAGCCGCUGCCCUGCUGUGGGCACCUCAUGCCAGUCAAUGCACCUCUGAUACUAACUAACCAACUAACUAACUAGCUAGUGACUAACUAGUAACCUUAUGGCCUGAAAAUCAACCCCCCCUAUGUAGAAUGUGAAGAGAGAGUGUGUGUACGUGGGGGGCUGGGGGGGUGAGUGAGUGAGCGAGUGCGUGCGUCUGUGUGUGUGUGUGUGUGUGUGUGUGUGUUCGCAGUAGACAUGGCCUCCAGAAUACCUCUUUGUGCAAUUAUUAUUAUCAUCUGAUGUGCCGUGUGCACUUACACAGUGAGAGGUUUGGCUACAUGUCAGAGCAACUGACUUAACUCUUGUGUACAAUAUGUAUUUAGAGGUACGCAGUGAAUCGUGCCGGACAAAAUGAUUGUAUGUUGACAUAACAAGAAGCAUCUGACAUUGCUUUCUAGACCACAGCCAAGGAUUUAUACACCCCCCCCCCCCCCCCC
Micropterus dolomieu (smallmouth bass) is the source of this 3336-nucleotide messenger RNA. It is a transcript of the gene tnfaip3, whose product is annotated as tumor necrosis factor, alpha-induced protein 3. The coding region runs from base 335 to 2800 and encodes 821 amino acids. Gene Ontology annotation, molecular function: DNA binding; cysteine-type deubiquitinase activity; K63-linked polyubiquitin modification-dependent protein binding. NCBI's taxonomy places the organism in Eukaryota, Metazoa, Chordata, Actinopteri, Centrarchiformes, Centrarchidae. Gene Ontology annotation, biological process: positive regulation of Wnt signaling pathway; protein deubiquitination involved in ubiquitin-dependent protein catabolic process; protein K33-linked deubiquitination. The record is from RefSeq and is a predicted model, not a curated record. The transcript is spliced from 9 exons. Gene Ontology annotation, cellular component: nucleus; cytoplasm.